Messenger RNA from Osmia lignaria (orchard mason bee), 3089 nucleotides. Its product is annotated as ribosomal protein S6 kinase beta-1. NCBI's taxonomy places the organism in Eukaryota, Metazoa, Arthropoda, Insecta, Hymenoptera, Megachilidae. The record is from RefSeq and is a predicted model, not a curated record. Gene Ontology annotation, molecular function: ATP binding; protein serine/threonine kinase activity. Gene Ontology annotation, biological process: signal transduction; protein phosphorylation.
GCAUUCGCGCUAGUCUAUACAUUGUUAGUUGGAGUAUUUGUAUCGUGUUUUAUUUCAAAAUUUUGCACAUUUCUGUCUAAUCAUUAAAAAAGAAAAUAAUAAUAAUAAUAAUAAAGUAACAUAUAAGUACCUCUUACGAUAUUAAAUGUAAUUUCACGUAGAAUUUUUUAUUUACGAUUAUAGACAGUUCAAUCUAUUCAUCAGAAAAUCAGUGCAGAACACGCAAAUAAAGAGAACUAACAUACUAUCACGUUUACGCACAUACGUAGGCAUCUACGUUAUUUGAACUUAUUACGAUCAAUUAAAACUAUCGACGAGAAAAGGUUUUAAAUGUGAUUACAGUAUAGAAAGAAUGGCUGGAGUAUUUGAUAUAGAAUUACACGAAGGAGAUUCCGUAAAUCAAGACGAGUCAGAUGAUGAUAUCGUUGAAAGCAGAGAAGAUGCCUAUAAUCAUGCUGCAAAUGUAAAUACCAUAUUAGAAUCCGACGACUUGGAAAGAGUUCAAUUAUCAGAACAGAAUGUGAACAUAGGUCAAGAAAAAACUGGACCUCAAGAUUUUGAACUGUGCAAAAUUCUAGGAGAAGGUGGAUAUGGCAAAGUUUUUCAAGUUAAAAAAGUUACAGGGAAGGAUAAAGGCGGUAUCUUUGCUAUGAAGGUAUUAAGAAAAGCGUCUAUCAUACGAAAUCAGAAAGAUACAGCCCACACAAAAGCGGAAAGAAAUAUCUUAGAAGCUGUAAAACAUCCGUUCAUUGUAAAUUUAAUGUAUGCAUUUCAAACUGGUGGUAAAUUAUAUUUAAUUUUGGAAUAUCUUUGCGGCGGAGAGCUUUUUACAUAUUUAGAUAGAGAAGGCAUUUUCUUAGAGGAUACAGCUUGUUUUUAUUUGUCUGAGAUUAUACUUGCGCUACAACAUCUCCAUAAUCAGGGUAUUAUAUACAGAGAUCUGAAACCAGAAAAUAUUUUGUUAGACGGCGAAGGCCAUGUUAAAUUAACAGAUUUUGGUUUAUGUAAAGAACAUAUUCAAGAAGGUACAGUGACUCAUACAUUUUGCGGAACAAUAGAAUACAUGGCCCCGGAGAUUUUAACAAGAAGUGGACACGGAAAAGCGGUUGACUGGUGGAGUUUGGGUGCUCUCAUGUUUGAUAUGCUUACUGGAAUGCCACCAUUUACUGGAGAUGACAGAAGAAAAACAAUUGAAAAAAUUUUACGAGGAAAGUUAAAUCUUCCAUUGUACCUAACACCCGAUGCCAAAGACUUGAUACGAAGAUUAUUAAAGAGACAAGUCUUGCAAAGACUAGGAUCCGGAUCAGAAGAUGCUGAACAAAUUAUGAAUCAUAAUUUUUUUAAACAUAUUAACUGGCAAGAUGUAAUUUCAAAAAAACUAGAACCACCUUUUAAGCCAUCGUUAAAAAGUGCCGACGACACGUCACAGUUCGACGAGCAAUUUACAACAACCGUUCCUGUUGAUUCUCCGGUUGAAAGUACAUUAAGCGAGUCUGCUAAUAUGAUUUUUCAAGGCUUUACAUACGUUGCACCCAGUGUUCUGGAAGAAAUGUAUGCACAACCAAGAGUCGUAAAUGCUAGAAGCCCUCGAAAAGGUCUUUUAAGUACAGGAUUUAGCGGAAGCCUUCACAAUUUGCCUUCAAGAUCACCCGAUGCCCAUCUUCGUACGUCGUCACAUUUUCAUCAAUACAGUUGUUUCUUUCAUUUCUAGGCAUCACGUAGUAGGUUCAAAUAAUAUGGAAGAUACUGAAAUGAAAGAUAUCGGUCCACUUUUCAAUUUUUAAACAUCGCGCAGUACGUUUAAAUGAUACGAUGAAAAGAAAAAAAAAAAUCUCGAACGAUGGAUAUAAAUUAACUAACGAAUCGUUUUUAGUGAUUUAUAUACAUAAAUAUGCGAGAAAAUAUUAAAUUUCCACUUUAGGCUCGGUAGAACCAAAAAAUAUUUUCUAGCUUACUUAUUUUUCUUGUUUCAAUAAUCUAAAUGUCACAUUUAGUGAAUAUCGCAAUUUACUUACGUAUGUAUAUUUAGAAACACACGAUUCUAAACGUCAAAAGGAGUUUACGCUUAUAGAGCAGUGGUGCUACUCCUGUACAAAUCUUAUGUAGGCCUGUUCUGAUGUGACUGACGAUUAUUUAUGGUGUAAAGAAUUAAAAUAUGUAUUUUCAUUAUGUAAAUAUAUGUAGGUAUCUAAUAAUAACAAGUACAUUCUUUUUUGAGAUGGACGCUGUACUGUUGAAAGAUAUAAAAAAUAUUUUUGAUGUAAAAUAAUAUCACAUCAUUGCAACUACUAAUUCAAAUUUUUUAAAUGUUCACUAUUAGUACAUAUAUAUGUAUACCGAUUAGAUCAAUAAGAUUAUUUCAUUUGAAUAUUUCAAAAAAUUCUUCUAAAAAGUGGGGGGAAAAAAAAUACAAAGAAUGUACUGUUAUUUUUUUUCUUGUAAAAAUCACAAAUUUGUUUAAUUGCUUUUUCAAUUCACCGCAUGAUUUGAGAAGAAACGUUUAUGGAAACGUACAUUCCAAAGUAAUUUAAAUAUUUUGUAUAAACGUAAUGUGAUGGAGUUCGUGCUGAUUAUGUUCUAAACUAGACUAGAGCGUUGAAUUCAAUUAGACUCGAAAGUCUUGUUCUGCCAUUAGUAUAAAAUCAAUUCACUUCAGGUGAUAAAAAGGUAAAAACUGCGCUGAUUUUUCUUUACAGUAGAAUCGGAGAAAGAAAAAAAAAAAGGUACGAUUGUUUUUGUGAGUCUAUGAAUUAAUUUCACUUCUGACUUAAUUUCAUAUCUUUUUGCUGAAUCAGUCCGAUUCUACUUCGUAUAAUUAUUGUGAAAGUGACAAUUAUAUGAAAAAAUUAAACUGCCCAAGUGUUCACAGCUACCAGCUGAAUAGUAUUUAACUUUACAUAGAAAAAAUAUAUGCACACUCGCACAGGCACGCGUGUGUAGUGACUAAGUUAAAAAUUCUUGUUAAUAGUUAAUUGUGUUAUAAAAGAAAAAUAUUAAGAGUGAUAAAUUGAUACUUUGUAAGAUAAAUAUAUGCAUAAAUACAUACGUAUAUAUAUAUAUAUAUACACAUGUAUAUGUAAUUUGAAAGA